This is a messenger RNA of Kluyveromyces lactis, 702 nucleotides long. RefSeq names its product putative polyprenol reductase (gene DFG10). Bases 1 to 702 code for a protein of 233 amino acids. Gene Ontology annotation, molecular function: 3-oxo-5-alpha-steroid 4-dehydrogenase activity. The record is from RefSeq and is a predicted model, not a curated record. NCBI's taxonomy places the organism in Eukaryota, Fungi, Ascomycota, Saccharomycetes, Saccharomycetales, Saccharomycetaceae. The transcript has a single exon. Gene Ontology annotation, cellular component: endoplasmic reticulum. Gene Ontology annotation, biological process: polyprenol catabolic process; dolichol-linked oligosaccharide biosynthetic process.
AUGGACAUUUUCCAGAUACUUUUAUAUUCCACAUUUUAUGUUGGAAUAAUAAGUGUCUUUGUUGCCGAGUUUUACAUUCCUCAGUUGUUGAAGUACGGUAAGACAUGGGAAGCGUCCAAUAACUUCUGGUACAGUCUUACUUGUCCAAAAAGCAACUUUGGGCAUUUCUAUCUGCUAUCUAGCAUAUUCAGCAUAUACAAUUUGUUAUGGAUACGGAGUCUAUUGACAUUAUCUGUCUUCAUCCAUAGUGUACGCAGAUUGUAUGAAUGCUAUUGUGUCACCAAAUGGGGACAAUCAAAGAUACAUUUGUCACACUACUUAGUUGGGAUUUGGUUUUACACAACGCUAAAUCUCGGUAUCAUGCUGUAUCAUGGUGAAACACAGUACUCUUUAAUAUCGGUGAUUCUUUUCAUAAUGUCGUCUUUGGAUCAGGCAACAAACCAUGACUACUUAUCAAAAUUGAAAAAAUAUUCACAGCCGAGUUAUGGGUUAUUCAAGUAUAUAUGCUCCGCACACUAUUUCGAUGAGUUGCUUAUAUACACAUCGUUUAUGUUGAUGGAUAAAGGGUCGCGCAUGUUAUUGAUACAUUGUAUAUUAUGGAUUCUUGUUAAUUUGGGCACCAGCAGCUUCGAAACUGGAAAUUGGUAUCAAGAAAAGUUUGGUUAUAGAUCUAGGUGGUAUUUGAUACCAUAUGUAUUUUAG